AUGCCGUGGCGUCCCAGGAACGGUGUUCUCUACACUGCUCUACCCGUGAGUUCAAGCACCGCGUGGUCGACCGUUUCCAUUGGGCCCACUGCUAGUUUAUUGACCGGUGAUCGUCUGAUAAUCGUUGUCACAACUCAGAUUGCUUUGGAAAUGGCCCCGUUGCCGGAACCCGAGGUGAUGGAGGAGCAGGAGGUCAAGAAAAACGAUGAGUCGGGCUUCAAGGGAUUCCUCAAGCAUAGACUUCGCAAGCUGACAGCAUCGACGUCUUGCAAGACGCGUAUUCGGAAGCUCGUCUGCCUUGCCUGA
This is a messenger RNA of Tricharina praecox, 306 nucleotides long. RefSeq lists its product as uncharacterized. The transcript has 2 exons. The record is from RefSeq and is a predicted model, not a curated record. Lineage: Eukaryota; Fungi; Ascomycota; Pezizomycetes; Pezizales; Pyronemataceae. The coding region runs from base 1 to 306 and encodes 101 amino acids.